UUUGCUUCAAAAUUUCGAGUUUCGAGCGGUACAGUGAAAUCGAAAUUCAAAGGAGAAAGGCAGUUGAUGAAGAAGGUUAUGGAUGAAUCCGAAGAAUUCGAACCCUUGUUCGAUUACAGUCGCGUUCAGCCUCCCAGCGUCGUGUGCCUCGAUGAUGAUGAUGAGGAUGUGGUUUGCAUUGCUAAGAAGAGGAAGACUUCUCAGCCUGUUGAGAAUGCGAAGACUAAUGUGAAAGCGGUAACAGUGGUGGACAUUGAGGACCAGGAUGAUGAUUGGUUACCUCCUCCACCAAAAACCUCCAGUAAUGCACAUAGUAUGCUUGAUGAGGAUUCAACUUUGAAGAAAUUGAGAUUAAAGAAGCAGGAGCUUGUCUCAUUCACUGAAUCAGCAAAAAAUUUGUUCAAAACUGUUGAGGAGUCUACAAAAAAGGAAAUGUGUAAUUCAUUGCCGUCUUCCAUGGAUGAUGUUAGUGAAAAAACAUCAGAACCUUCUGAAAGAGCAAAGAUUCUCAUCUCUUUUCAAGGCAAGGAUGAAACAAAGCAGAUUCGUAUGUUCAAGGAUGACAAGUUUGAAAGGAUUGUCAAAAUAUAUGCCGAGAAAAUAAGUUGUGACCUGAAACAGAUAGUGUUGUCUUUUGAUGGUGAUAAAGUAAGUUUGUCUGAAACCCCUGCUAGCCUUGGAAUGGAAGACAACGAUAUUAUUGAAGUUCACGUGAAAUCAAGUUGAUCUAGGUCUUCAAUCAUGGAGCUCAAACUGACAUUUUGGGGCCUCUUUGGGAGGUAACGUUACCCUUGAAGUUUUCUUCUUCUUCUUCUUCUUAAUUGAAAAACAAUGUUUGUUGUUAAAUGUAUUAGCAAUAUAGGGCCUAAUUGUACAGCACACAUUUUGAUGGAACUGUCUUUUGGUGGAAUUUUUUGGGCAUAGAGUAUAGGCUUUUCUUCUUCUUUAAUUGAAAAACAAUGGUAGUUGUUAAAUGUAUUAGCAAUAUAGGGCCUAAUUGUACAGCACACAUUUUGAUCGAACUGUUUUUUGGUGGAAUUUUUUGGGUAUAGGGUAUAUAGGCGGGAACUGUCUUCUUGUUGUUGUUGGUGUUGCUAGUUGUUGAAUGUAUUAGCAAUAUAGGGUCUAAUUCUUCUUCUUCUUCUUCUUCUUCUGGGUAGUUGUUAAAUGUAUUAGCAAUAUAGGGCCUAACACAUUUUGAUGGAACUGUCUUUUGGUGGAAUUUUUUGGACACAGAGUACAAGCUUGUCCGCUUGUAACACGCAGAAUCCCUCCUUUUGUUAGAUGUACUACGUUUUGAU
Molecule: messenger RNA, 1301 nt
Organism: Gastrolobium bilobum
Lineage: Eukaryota; Viridiplantae; Streptophyta; Magnoliopsida; Fabales; Fabaceae
Exons: 7
Coding region: 67-726 (219 amino acids)
Source: RefSeq, a predicted model, not a curated record